Penicillium hordei is the source of this 1143-nucleotide messenger RNA. Its product is annotated as glutathione-independent formaldehyde dehydrogenase. The coding region runs from base 1 to 1143 and encodes 380 amino acids. The transcript is spliced from 2 exons. The record is from RefSeq and is a predicted model, not a curated record. NCBI's taxonomy places the organism in Eukaryota, Fungi, Ascomycota, Eurotiomycetes, Eurotiales, Aspergillaceae. Gene Ontology annotation, molecular function: zinc ion binding; oxidoreductase activity.
AUGGCUGUUAGCGCUUUCGGCGUAUUUGGCGAAACCAUGCGCGCUGUCGUCUUCAGUGGCAUCCCAUACAAUAUGACGGUUCAAGACGUCCCGGUGCCAACUAUCCUAAACCAAACGGAUGCGAUUGUCAAAAUCACUACGGCUGCUAUCUGCGGCUCAGACCUACACUACUACCACGGCGUCCUAGGUGGGGGUGAGGUGCCCUUCACGGUUGGCCACGAGGGUGUUGGGUAUAUCGCCGAGAUUGGCGAGGCUGUGACUCGCUUUGAGGUUGGCGAUUACGUCGUUAUUCCAGAUUCUAUUUCUCAUAGUGGACUUGAGAUGGGGCCGCCAACUGAUGCCAACCCCGGUGCUGGCGGUGGGAUAGGUGGCUUGCAAGCCGAAUAUGCCCGCAUUCCGUGGGCCGACAAGAACCUCGUUCCCAUCCCCUUGACACGAAACACAACAAACCACACUAUCGAGCAAGACUUUGUUACUGUUUCAGAUAUUUUUGCCACUGGCUGGUCUGCCCUUUCGUGGUCUGGCUUCGUUCCCGGAGAUACAGUUGCGGUCUUUGGUGCUGGGCCAGUCGGACUUCUCGCUAUUCACUCCGCAGUUAUUCGGGGCGCAUCUCGCAUUUACGCAGUUGACCACGUUCAGCAACGACUUGAUGUCGCCGCCACUGCCGGUGCUAUCCCUAUUAAUUUUGUUACUUCCGAUCCGGUCGCUCAGAUCCUACAGCAUGAACCCAACGGUGUCAUUCGUAGUAUUGAUGCUGUUGGCAUGGAGUCGCUCAAUGCAGACCUCGAGGUCGAUAGCGACAUUGUGCUCCAACAGGCUUUGCAAAUCACUCGAAGGGAGGGUGGAGUUGGUAUUGUUGGUGUGUACCAAGCCGGUCCCAAUUCACAAAUGGCGCAGCGCGGCAGCACACUCUCCCCUAAUGCAAGUCUCUCCAUGACGGAGCUCUGGGGCAAAGGCAUACAGAUUCAUGCUGGGCCAGUGGAUCCCAAGGAUAAUGCACCUGAGCUCGUCCGCUUGAUUGCCGAUGGCAAAGCUCGCCCCAGCUUCCUCAAUGGAGUAGAGAUCGGCAUCGAGGAGUCCCCUGAUUACUAUCGGCGAUUCGACCAUCAACAAGAAGUCAAGGUCUUCAUUCACUUUGACUGA